Molecule: messenger RNA, 1594 nt
Organism: Hydra vulgaris (swiftwater hydra)
Lineage: Eukaryota; Metazoa; Cnidaria; Hydrozoa; Anthoathecata; Hydridae
Source: RefSeq, a predicted model, not a curated record
CAGAAUUUUAUUAACUUCGCGAAGUACGCACUAGAAAUUAAAGGAAUAAAUAUUUCAUUCUAAAUACAUAUUAAAUCGAAUUAAAGUUUGCAAUGUAUCGCAAAAAGUUAAAAAAGGUAAAAACAUGAAGAAAUGAUAAAUGAAGAUGUCUUAGCAACUAAAGAUUUAGAAAACGAUAAAAGCGAUAAAGAUUCGGGUCUAAUUGACGAUUAUAUUGACUUUCAAUUAAUUAGUGAAGCGUUCAAUGUCUUACCAGAUGAAAAAACACUUUCCAUAGAUUACGAUCUUGAGUUAGACUUGAGCGAUGAGAAUUUCGGAAGUUACAACGAUUUUAUCGUUGAUAAUCACGAAGCUUCUAAAACAUGCAAAGUAGAUAGUAAUAAUAAUACCAACAGUAAUAUUAACACUAAGAAAAUUGGAGUUGAAGAAAAUUUUGUUAUAAGUGACACAAAUAAGAACACAUUGUUACCUGGAAAGUAUAGAGAAUUUACCAAAGAGCAAGCUCGUCAAUGGAGAAGAAAAAGAAUAUUAAAUACUUAUAAUCAAAAUACUAUAAAAAAAAAAGAUCAUAGUGUAAGGGUUUUGCCGAAUAAUAAACUUCAGCCAUUGUUUAAUGUUCCGUCCAAACCAACAGUUCAAGAAAAAUUAAAAGAUCCCUUACUAGCUGGAGAAAAGAUAGGAGCAAAUAGAGGCCCUGUUCCUAUGAAACACCGUGCUCUUCCCCAAUCAUUUUGGAAAGAACCUCAAGCACCGCAAAGUAGUUCUUUAGCUGGAAGUCAUUACUCAGUAUUGCCACCAUUAUUUGCAUCUGACGAGUCUUCCAAUAUCCAAGAUAUGAGACCUGUGACUCCACCAGAAGAAACGAAUCGCUCUCCAAGACAUAAAAAAAAAGUUGUCGAAAGUGAAAAGGCGGAUACAGCUCUCCUUUUUAGUUUGUUUGACCACUUAGAAAAUAAAAUAGACGAAAAACUAAUAGUUAAAAGAGGAAGACCGAAGAAACAAUCGACAGACCAGAAGCAAACAACAAAGCAAAAACCAAAAUCAAAUAACAUUUCAAAAGAUAAUGACCCUUGUAUUGUAGAUGCUCUUGCGGAUAAACUAUUUCCUGAGCUUUCUUUACAUCAAGCAAAAGAAAAAAUAAACAAUCUUGCUGCAAUCAUAAAAAUAGGGAAGCAAACAUCCACUAUAGUUCAAUUUCCAGCUGUAAAUCAUAAUUAUCCAGAAAUACAUCAAAACUAUUCAGAAAUGCUCAAUGAGCUGAUAGCUCACAUGUAAAGGAAGUUAUCUUGAUAGUUUACAGCAAACCUCUGCUCAAAUUUGAUUUAAAGUUAUGUAGUAAAUCAGCUAUACGAUUACGAUUAUCUCGUCAAUCAGCUAAACGAUUACCAAUACGAUUUUGCAAAGAAUUGGAGUAACCAGAAAAAUAAAACACAUUAAAUGGUAUUUAGGAAAAAAAAAAUUGAAUUAUAUAGAUCUGCUAGUUAAAAAGAGAAACACUUAUAAACGUUACAAUGAAUAUAACUUAAAAGUUAAUAAAACGCUAAUAUUUACAUAUACGAAGAUAAAUAUUUAUAUAAAAACAGAGAGAAAAUAA